This is a messenger RNA of Rhinolophus ferrumequinum (greater horseshoe bat), 1028 nucleotides long. RefSeq names its product TSR2 ribosome maturation factor (gene TSR2). The coding region runs from base 78 to 671 and encodes 197 amino acids. The transcript has 5 exons. Gene Ontology annotation, biological process: maturation of SSU-rRNA from tricistronic rRNA transcript (SSU-rRNA, 5.8S rRNA, LSU-rRNA). The record is from RefSeq and is a predicted model, not a curated record. NCBI's taxonomy places the organism in Eukaryota, Metazoa, Chordata, Mammalia, Chiroptera, Rhinolophidae. Gene Ontology annotation, cellular component: nucleus.
GCUUUCGGCUCAUUCUGCCUGGGCCGGUCAACGGAAGGAUUGCACAGUUUGGGCAUCACGUGACCUGCAGCCAGAAAAUGGCGGGCGCUGGGGAAGAUUCGAGAGCGCUCUUCGGCGCUGGCGUCCGCGCGGCGCUGGAGGCCUGGCCGGCAUUGCAGAUCGCUGUGGAGAACAGCUUCGGGGGCGUGCACAGCCAGGAGAAGGCCGAGUGGCUGGGGGGUGCCGUGGAAGAGUACUUCUUCCGCAAUGAGGGUCCUAUCCUUUCAUACUCAGCUGACUUGGAGCUAGAGGAGGUGGAGGACUUCCUUGGUGAGCUCAUGACGAACGAGUUUGACACAGUGGUGGAGGACGGGAGUCUGCCCCAGGUGAGCCAACAGCUGCAGACCAUGUUCCAGCACUUCCAGAGGGGUGAUGGGGCCGCUCUGAAGGAGAUGGCCUCCCACAUCACCCAAAGAAAGUGCAAGGUUAGAGCCACCGCACUUACGACAUCCAGCGAGGCAGAUAAGGAUGAUGCAGACAGCGUGGAGGAGAUGGAGGUCACAGCUACAAAUGAUGGGGCAGCUACUGAUGGAGUAUGCCCCCAGCCUGAACCCUCUGGUCCAGACUCCCAGACUAUUAAGGAAGAGGAUAUAGUGGAGGAUGGCUGGACCAUUGUUCGGAGAAAGAAAUGAGUGGGGCUGGAAAUGGUUUGGGCCCUUGUUUGUUAGUUGUUUUGACAUUCGUUUUGGAGGGUUGUGGACCUCUGGACUGGUUAUCCCAUCUCCACCCUCUCCCUGUUCCCGUCCAGCUCCCUCCAGGGGAAGAAGAGCUGUAGGGUCCUCGGUCUUGCGGUGGUAGGACCUGGUUCAUCACAUCCCCUUGGGCCUUAGAUUAUAAUCUGAGCGAUGAGGCUUGGUUUCCCAGCACAGUGCUUCUUGGAUACAGUCAGCGUGAAGAGGGAAGAAUGAGUGGGUGUGAGCAUGGCUGGAGGACAGACCUACAUGCUGGUUCGUGCCGGGCAUGUGGAUUUGUGAAGGGAGAGGACCAGC